This is a messenger RNA of Equus caballus (horse), 3455 nucleotides long. It is a transcript of the gene POLDIP3, whose product is annotated as DNA polymerase delta interacting protein 3. Lineage: Eukaryota; Metazoa; Chordata; Mammalia; Perissodactyla; Equidae. Gene Ontology annotation, molecular function: mRNA binding. Gene Ontology annotation, cellular component: nucleus; nuclear speck. Gene Ontology annotation, biological process: poly(A)+ mRNA export from nucleus. The record is from RefSeq and is a predicted model, not a curated record.
CCUCGGCCGGAAGCAGCUAGUGGCUCCGUAGCGGCCGAAGGGGUGGGCUCACGGGCUGAGGGAGUGUAAGCUGCUCGCGGCUCGCUCGGCGGUGCAAGAUGGCGGACAUCUCCCUGGACGAGCUCAUCCGGAAGCGCGGGGCUGCGGCGAAGGGGCGGCUCAAUGCCAGACCAGGGGUUGGAGGUGUCCGGUCUCGUGUUGGGCUACAGCAGAGCCUCCUCAGCCAGCCAGCACGCACAACCGCCUUCCAGCAGAGGUUUGAUGCCCGGCAGAAGAUUGGCCUCUCGGAUGCCCGGCUCAAGCUGGGAGUCAAGGAUGCCCGGGAAAAGCUUUUGCAGAAAGAUGCCCGGUUCCGGAUCAAAGGGAAAGUGCAGGAUGCCAGAGAGAUGCUGAACUCCCGCAAGCAGCAGAGCACGGCACCCCAGAAGCCCCGCCAGGUGGCCGAUGCCCGAGAGAAGAUCAGCUUGAAGAGAAAUUCCCCUGCUGCCUUCAUGAGCCCACCCGUCGGGACAGUGACCCCUGCUCUGAAGCUCACUAAAACCAUCCAGGUUCCUCAGCAGAAGGCCAUGGCACCACUUCAUGCCCAUCCUGCUGGAAUGAAGAUCAAUGUCGUCAAUAACCACCAGGCCAAGCAGGUAGAAUGUAAUUUAUACGACCUAGAUGAAGACGAAGACGUCGUAGCUCCCACUCCUAGUAAACAGAUGAAAUUCACCACCUCAGGCAGCUUUCUCCACCACGUGGCCGGGCUGAGCAGUUCCAAGCUUUCCACAUCGAAGGCCCUCCCUCUCACCAAAGUGGUUCAGAAUGAUGCGUACACAGCUCCUACUCUCCCCUCUUCUGUUCGAACAAAAGCCUUGACCAGCAUGUCCCGGACGCUAGUGAACAAGGAGGAGCCCCCCAAAGAGCUGCCGCCUGCUGAGCCUGUCCUCAGCCCUUUGGAAGGCACCAAGAUGACUGUGAAUAAUCUGCACCCUCGAGUCACCGAGGAGGACAUUGUUGAGCUUUUCUGUGUGUGUGGAGCCCUCAAGCGGGCUCGGCUGGUCCAUCCUGGGGUAGCAGAGGUGGUCUUUGUGAAGAAGGAUGAUGCUAUCACUGCAUAUAAGAAAUAUAACAACCGGUGUCUGGACGGACAACCAAUGAAAUGCAACCUUCACAUGAAUGGGAAUGUUAUCACCUCAGACCAGCCCAUCCUGCUACGGCUGAGUGACAGCCCCUCGGUGAAGAAGGAGAGUGAGCUGCCUCGCAGGGUGAAUCCUGCCGCGUCCUCCAACCCCCCUGCCGAAGUGGACCCUGACACCAUCCUGAAGGCCCUCUUCAAGUCCUCAGGGGCCUCUGUGACCACACAGCCCACAGAAUUCAAAAUCAAACUUUGAGCAGGGGCGUGAGGCAGCCAGAAGCAGGGGCAGAGGAGGGUGGCUCUGUUUCCCAAAGCAAAGCCUUGACCAAUGGGCCAUUGGACUGGAGGCCCCUGAGCGUGGGAAGGGUCACUGGGGGCAGAGAGCUUCCUCACUGGACGGAACCCACCUUUCCGUGUUGUCUUCUACCCUGUGCUCUUGUGUACAUUAACAUUCCCUGUAGUAUGUUUCUUGCCCCUCCACCUCAUCACCAAGGUAGGCUCGUGUUGCUCAGAGUCUCUCUCCCCCAACCUCAGCCCCAAACUGAUUUCUUGUCUGGAAAUGGUGCCCUAAAUUCUCUGAGUGGCUUUCUUGUGGCCCCGUGGAACGCAGGGCAGGGGCUGUUUGAAGGACACUGCUUUCUCCAGGGGUGAGGGGUUGCCUCCCCUGUCUCUUUUUUAAAUUUUUCAAACAAAGCGGGGAAUGGAAGCCCCUGCCAUCCUAAUGGGAGCCAGGUUAGCUUGAGAGCCGUGCCACUCACCCACCGGCUCAAUGGAGAUGGCCCUGGGCGGGGGUCAGCUCGCAGGCCUCUUGUCCUCUCCCCAUGACUGGCUCCAGACCAUUCUGGUAAGGAGAGGGCCCCCAGCUCUUGCCUUGGAGGCCCAUGCUGUCACAGGUGACCCCGAGUAAAUUCUCACAUUUCACUUUUCCCUUGGGUUAUGGUCUGUGCCCCACUCAGCUCUUGGCCUUCUGGGUGUCCCCGCUGAGAGGGGCUUACACUGUUAGCCCUCCCAGUUCUCACUAGCACAGCCCUCAUCUCACUCUGGUUUUGGUGCAAAUGCCAGCUCUCUGCUAGUUGGGUUUUUCAAAGAGUCCGCCUCGUGUUUUAUGACACAGGGAUUGGGUUUGGAGGAGUCCUUGAAUGGGAGAUGGAGGCUUGCUCCUGGCUCUUUCUUUCUGGCCUCAGGUGUCUGCAAGAUAAUAGGGAUGCUGAGAGGCAUAUAUCCAGCUGCCACCAAGGGGCACUGUCUCCACUAUUGGGAGACCCAUCCCAAUACCCAUGACCAGAGGGGUAUUUUUCCUGCCUUGGCGGUGUGGGGAGGGAGGGAGUUGAGAGAGCAGAGUAGCCCUUCCAGGAGAGCUGGGGGCUUGUUCCUUUGGCGUGGUUCCAGGCAGUUGGGACAAAACUAGAACCCAGGGGCAGCCCCUGAAUACCAGGAGCGCAUUGCUCCGUGUCAUGCGCAGUCUCCUCCUGGCUUGCUGGGACUGGAAAGGAGAUCCAGGCUGGCGGACUGGAGCAGGAUGCUGGGAGCACUACAGAAUCAUAGCAAGUGCUGUGAAGGGCACAAACCUAGGAGGUAGAGGGGACCUGAGACAUUAAGAGCCUCUGCUGACUGUAUGGGGCCAGCCUGGUGAAGAAAAACCUGGAAACUCAUGUUUUCACUGAGUUAAAUCUGUCAAGCAGGAAGGACCCAGGGUUUGAACCCAGCCCAGUCCUCCAGCUCAGAGGUGGCCCAGGCCUGGGAUGUCCAAGGAAUGUGCCUGCUGGUGCUCCACUUUCCAGCUUUUUUAAGAAUGCUGCUCUUGUUCUCUCUCUCCCCCUUUCAACGGGUGCAAACUUACUUCUCUUCAGCAGCUGGAAGACAUUCCUCCUACACUGUCCCUUCUUGGCCCAAGGGAGCACCCACAAGGCAGUAGGACCUGGUUUCUCAGGUACUGGGCACAGUUGGAUCACUGCUUGGACUUGCUUUGAGUAGGGUUGGUAAAUAUCCUGCCUGCAUGGCUUUACCCUCCCCUCUCCCUCCAGUCCCAGCCAGGCUGCUCUGGUUACCAGAGUCCCACUGACCCCAGCCGCAGCCGCCUGGCUGGCUGGGCCCUGUCCUCUGGAUAACUGUAUGGUACAUCGCAGGGUGGAGGCUGUUUGCCUUCCCUGCUCUGCAGGAUGUCAUUGUGGGAAACAGGGAAGAGAAGGUGGUGGGCCAGUCCUUGUGUCCAUCCCCACCUCCCAAUCCCCUACAUCCCCCGUCUGUGUCUCUUGUCCAAAAGGAGAGGAAGAGGCAUUAAGGGAUGGAGGAGACUGUGUUACUUAUCCAUUUCUGAAUAAACAUUUGUUAUUCCUAC